Messenger RNA from Gasterosteus aculeatus aculeatus (three-spined stickleback), 964 nucleotides. It is a transcript of the gene taf9, whose product is annotated as TAF9 RNA polymerase II, TATA box binding protein (TBP)-associated factor. Gene Ontology annotation, biological process: RNA polymerase II preinitiation complex assembly; DNA-templated transcription initiation. Lineage: Eukaryota; Metazoa; Chordata; Actinopteri; Perciformes; Gasterosteidae. Gene Ontology annotation, cellular component: transcription factor TFIID complex; SAGA complex. The record is from RefSeq and is a predicted model, not a curated record. Gene Ontology annotation, molecular function: protein heterodimerization activity; transcription coactivator activity; RNA polymerase II general transcription initiation factor activity.
GCAGGGGCGCUCCACGGAGGUCAGCUGUCUGAGCUGCUCACUCUGAACCACAGAAGAAGACGCCGAGGAAGCCGCGGGGGGAAAUACAAAAUGUCUGCUCCGAAAAGCAUCCCGAAAGACGCUCAGGUGAUGAUCCAGAUCCUGAAGGACAUGGGGAUCACGGAGUACGAGCCCCGGGUCAUCAACCAGAUGCUGGAGUUCACCUACAGAUACGUGACGACCAUCAUCGAGGACGCCAAGAUCUACGCCACGCACGCCAAGAAGUCCAGCGUGGACGCCGACGACAUCAAACUGGCGAUCCAGUGCCGCAUGGACCAGUCGUUCACCUCGCCGCCGCCGCGAGACUUCCUGUUGGAAGUUGCGCGGCAAAAGAACCAGACCCCCCUUCCUCUGAUCAAACCGUACACGGGUCCCCGCCUCCCCCCGGACCGCUACUGCCUCACGGCGCCCAACUACCGCCUGAAGACCGCGCAGAAGAAGGUGUCCUCGGCAGGCGGCCGGAUGUCGGUGCCCCGGCUCAGCGUCGGCAGCGUCUCCAGCAGGCCGAGCACGCCGACCCUCGGGACCCCGUCUCUGCAGUCCGUGUCCACUAAGGUGGGCGCCCCGGUGUCUCUGACGGGUCAGAGGUUCACGGUUCAGAUCCCAGCAACGUCGCAGACGGCCGCCACCAAAACCAUCACGCCGUCCACGCCCGCCGUCUCCAACGUGCUCAUCAACCCGUCUCUGAUCGGGUCAAAGAACAUCCUCAUCACCGCCAACAUGGUGACGCAGAGCGGCGACCCGCUGAAGAGGAAGCGCGAAGACGACGACUACGACGCUUUAUGACACAGCGGCUUUUAACGCACACACACACGCACACACACACACAAUCCAACAGGAAGUAGAAGUAAGUUUAACUCGACCAGUCGGACGGAUUCAAACACCAGAAGUUCCUCCGAUGUUCAAUAAACUGUUGAAACAUAAA